This is a messenger RNA of Ictidomys tridecemlineatus (thirteen-lined ground squirrel), 2509 nucleotides long. RefSeq names its product heat shock 70 kDa protein 1-like. Lineage: Eukaryota; Metazoa; Chordata; Mammalia; Rodentia; Sciuridae. Gene Ontology annotation, molecular function: ATP-dependent protein folding chaperone; ATP binding. The record is from RefSeq and is a predicted model, not a curated record.
GCUCAAAGUUACAGGGCAGGGCGGGGUGGGGGGUGGGGGGACGCCGGCUGAUCAAGUUGCAUAUUAAGGGAGCUCCCACUUGGAGGGACUCCACAUCCGGACAUUUCCAAACUGGAGCGUAGGCGGCGAGACAGCAGGCCUCGGAAACCCAUGGCUGCUGCUAAGGGAACAGCCAUAGGCAUCGACUUGGGUACCACCUAUUCUUGUGUAGGGGUGUUCCAGCAUGGCAAGGUGGAGAUCAUUGCCAAUGACCAGGGCAACCGCACCACCCCCAGCUAUGUGGCCUUCACGGAUACAGAACGGCUUAUUGGGGAUGCAGCCAAAAACCAGGUAGCCAUGAAUCCUCAGAACACUGUCUUUGAUGCCAAACGUCUGAUUGGCAGGAAAUUUAAUGAUCCUGUUGUGCAGUCAGAUAUGAAACUUUGGCCUUUUCAAGUGAUCAAUGAAGGAGGCAAGCCCAAGGUGCUGGUGUCCUAUAAAGGGGAGAAAAAAGCUUUCUACCCUGAAGAAAUUUCUUCAAUGGUAUUGACUAAGAUGAAGGAAACUGCAGAGGCUUUUUUAGGCCACCUGAUCACCAAUGCUGUGAUCACUGUACCGGCCUAUUUCAAUGACUCUCAACGCCAGGCCACCAAGGAUGCAGGUGUGAUUGCAGGACUCAAUGUGCUAAGAAUCAUCAAUGAACCCACAGCUGCUGCCAUUGCGUAUGGCUUAGAUAAGGCAGGUCAGGGAGAGCGACAUGUACUCAUCUUUGAUUUGGGUGGAGGCACAUUUGAUGUAUCCAUCCUGACCAUAGAUGAUGGGAUUUUUGAAGUAAAGGCUACAGCUGGGGACACCCACCUAGGUGGAGAGGACUUCGACAACAGGCUUGUGAACCACUUUGUAGAGGAGUUCAAAAGGAAACACAAGAAAGACAUCAGCCAGAACAAGCGAGCCGUGAGGCGUUUGCGUACCGCUUGCGAGCGAGCCAAGAGGACCCUGUCAUCCAGCACCCAAGCCAAUCUGGAAAUUGAUUCACUUUAUGAAGGCAUUGACUUCUACACAUCUAUCACCAGAGCCCGGUUUGAAGAGCUGUGUGCAGACCUGUUUAGGGGUACCCUGGAACCUGUGGAAAAAGCUCUUCGAGAUGCCAAGAUGGAUAAGGCUAAAAUCCAUGACAUUGUUUUAGUCGGGGGCUCCACUCGCAUCCCUAAGGUGCAGAAACUGCUUCAGGACUAUUUUAAUGGACGUGAUCUCAACAAGAGCAUCAAUCCUGAUGAGGCAGUAGCCUAUGGGGCUGCAGUACAGGCAGCCAUUUUGAUGGGUGACAAAUCUGAAAAGGUACAGGAUCUGCUUUUGUUGGACGUGGCCCCUCUGUCUCUAGGGUUAGAGACAGCUGGGGGCGUGAUGACUGUGCUGAUUAAGCGUAAUUCCACCAUCCCCACUAAGCAGACACAGAUCUUCACCACAUAUUCAGAUAACCAACCUGGGGUGCUGAUCCAGGUAUAUGAGGGUGAACGGGCUAUGACACGUGACAACAACCUACUGGGGCGCUUUGACCUGACUGGAAUACCUCCUGCACCCAGGGGAGUUCCUCAGAUUGAGGUGACCUUUGACAUUGAUGCCAAUGGAAUUCUUAAUGUCACAGCCAUGGACAAGAGCACGGGCAAGGCCAAUAAGAUCACCAUCACCAAUGACAAGGGCCGCCUGACCAAGGAGGAGAUCGAGCGCAUGGUUUUGGAUGCAGAGAAAUAUAAAGCUGAAGAUGAGAUGCAGAGGGAGAAAAUUGCUGCCAAAAAUGCUCUAGAAUCCUAUGCUUUUAACAUGAAGAGUGCUGUGAGUGAUGAAGGUUUGAAGGACAAGAUUAGUGAAUCUGAUAAAAAGAAAAUUUUGAGUAAAUGCAAUGAAGUCCUUUCCUGGUUGGAGGCCAAUCAACUCGCUGAGAAAGAUGAGUAUGAUCAUAAGAGAAAGGAAUUGGAGCAGGUGUGUAACCCCAUCAUCACAAAGCUCUACCAGGGAGGAUGCACUGGGCCUACCUGUGGAACAGGAUAUACACCUGGAAGGCCUGCCACUGGCCCUACCAUUGAAGAAGUAGAUUAAUCUUUUCUGGAACUGGAGGGCUCUAGGGUGCCUAUAGGUGAAUUUUAUUCUCUUCAUUUUCAAACACCAAUUAUGAUUCAUGACUGGAACUGAACCUAAGUUAACAUUACUUUGGGAUUCUAAUGGAGGCGUCUCAUUCAUCAUCUUUUCAUACUCCGUCUUGUCUGUAACUCUGAAAUGGACUAUUAGGAAAACUUGGCCCCUCUUUGAACCAUUUGAUGGAUUUGAUUAUCUGUUAUUUAUUUCCAGCCACCCCAGCUUUCUCCUUCCUGUGUGGAUGAUUGUCAGUAAAUUUGUUCCUAAAGGAAAUUACUUCUGGUAUCUUUAGGCUAUGAGUGUAACUUGAAAAGUAAAGAACAGGAGAGUUCAUAGAGAACAUAUGUUCUCUGAUUGUGAGCUCACUGUGAACGAUUAAACUGGUAAGGGCAAAGUA